Penicillium expansum is the source of this 852-nucleotide messenger RNA. Its product is annotated as LYR motif-containing protein. The transcript has 3 exons. Lineage: Eukaryota; Fungi; Ascomycota; Eurotiomycetes; Eurotiales; Aspergillaceae. The coding region runs from base 1 to 852 and encodes 283 amino acids. The record is from RefSeq and is a predicted model, not a curated record.
AUGCAUAAAGUGCUGGUGCCCAAGUAUAAUGGAGCUCACCGUUUUGCGUGUUUGGCACUUUAUCGAGCACUUCUCCGACAAUGCCGUCCUUCAACUACUACAGACACUCCGUGGCUGGGCGAGACCAAACCCCUCGUUCAACAGAAUUUCCAAAAAUAUAAAAAAUUACAAAGCCCGUCACAAACAGCAAAUGCCUUGAAGGCAGGCUAUGAGGCUCUAGAUCUUCUCUCUUCUGCCCAUACCAAUCGGCGUGAUUCUCAGCGGAUUACAACUCUCAUAGCCCAAGCCAAGUCACAGAAAGAUAAAUAUGCUGCGAUGCAAAGGAAAAUUCGGCCAGUAGCGCCGCCUGCCAAACCCCUUACAGCCAAGAAAGCCCGAAAAGAAAAGUCAAUUCGCUUCCAAGAGGAAACAAACCAGCGACAUCCGAACGCCACCUCGAUCUUGAACCGACCCCAGCCGUUGGGUGACAAGAAACGCAAUGUCCCUGUACUUGUCAAUGCACGUGGAAUUCCGUUCUUGCGCUAUAAAAAGCCGCAGCCGAGAAAUGUCAGUAGUGUGAUACGAACAAAACUCGGGCGUCGUUGGAAUUGGAUUGAACGUCGAGACAGGCUGAAAAUUGAACUACUUUUCGCCAAGGACGAAGAGGAGUGGGAUCACAUCACAAAUACUAAGGAGCCAUCCACCUGGUCUGAGCAUCCCAAAAAUGCCAUUGCGGAUGUCAAUGCAAAAAUCGGUCACUUCGACAUGCAUGCCAAAGAGCUUGCAGAUAACAUGUGGAAGAUUGUUCUAGCUGAAAGGGCUUUAGCAGAAGAAGAAGCUAGCCAAAAGCAGCCAAAACAGCCAAAGCAAUGA